This is a messenger RNA of Acanthoscelides obtectus, 1784 nucleotides long. The record is from the annotation of a GenBank genome assembly. Lineage: Eukaryota; Metazoa; Arthropoda; Insecta; Coleoptera; Chrysomelidae.
AUUUUAAACGGUAGCUCAAAGUUAACUAUAUAUCUAACCGCAAGCGUCUCUUUCAGAUCCAUCCGUGGACUCCACACGUCCUAAUCUACGAGUCCCCAUACGCUGUUCCUAGUGGGCUAGUUGGGGUACAGUCAGCGAUGGCUGUUCGGGCAGCACCCACCUUAUUCGUGGCAGGCAGAUUGCGCUUGCGCUGUAGGGCUCGAUUACUGGGGCUAUACGACUCCAGCGACUAUCUGGAUGUGCAAGAAGAUGCGCCUCAGCUAGCUCUUGUCAUGGUACAUGACGUCACAGCAGGAGCACAGACAAUAAGGAUGACAGGUUCGUGGAUGUAUCUACACCUUUCUCACAUCAUGGUUCUGAUCUGCUUACUUGGGGCUCGCAAGAUGCUGUAAUUUUUGGGCUGGAAUCUCCGUGUAAUGGUGAUCCGACUGAUAAUGUGUGAGACUUUCUAAAUGAAAGAUUUGUGUGUAUAACUCCAAGAAGACAGUGUUUAGAGCCAUAUAAGUUGUGUAUAAUAAAUCCGAUUCCAAUAUGAAGUCAUGUAGUUGCUUUGGAUAUCUGAUGCAAAGUAACAAUACCAGUGAACAGGUAUGAAGAACUUAAAGUGAAACACUUUUGAGAACCCAAUCCCUCCAUCGAGUAGCUCAUAUAAUUUCAACAAACGGUGUUUUUUCCCUGUGACAUUGUCGGCGCUUUCCUAUAUUCUACGUGCAUCAGAUGUUCAAAUCGACUACAUCAUAAUCCAAACAUAAAAAUACUUAUUGUUGUACCUUCUGAGUAUAGUGCAAGUCUCAAGUAUUUCGUAACAAGGAGUUUUAUACCAGCUAUAUAAGAUAAGAUCGUGAGAUGGAAAAAUGUUGAAGUUGAAACAUUUUUAACAUUUCCGACCCAAUAGCGUUCAGUGCAUUUGGAGCAUAUGAAAAAAGGAGUGUGACAUUUCUUCUGGGAGGGAAAAAUGUAUAAUGAUGUAAUUAUGAACAAUGUUAGAUACUGUUUAAUGUUGUAGCAUACGCUCGUUUUGCUUAACUAGGAAGCACUGCCAUUUUGUGUUUACUCUCCAUUAGUCUAACUGCAAUAUACAACUUCCUUAUCAUUUAUGAAGCUGCGGUCAUCUGCACACAGCGGAUGGCUCAUCGUACGCACAAGCUUGCGAUUGUACAGGGUGUCCGGCUAUAAAUUGCCCCCCCUUUUUUAUAUGACCUUCCAGAAGAAAAAGUUGUGCAAAUAUAUAUAAGCUAUAGGGUCUAGAAGUAAGAUUCUCAUGGAAUAUAUUUUUCCAUGUCUCAGAAAAGUGGUAUUGAAUAGAGUUGUAUUUGUUAUAUGGAAUACACUGUAAUUUUCUAGAAGCAAUGAUAUUCCACUUUUUUCUGAUUCGAAAUAUAUUAUAGUGUGUCAUAUUUUAUAUGUUUUUAUUUGUUUUGCUAAAAAGUGUGUAUCUGAGUUCGAACCAGUUAGCAUCUAGCCUCCCGUCUAUUCGUCAUUGUCUGUCAUAGCGGUCCAUAGAAUCUUUGCUCUUGGUUAAAGUCUUGUAAGUCAGUAGGUGUGUCAGGUACUGUUGCUCAGAUACCAGAUAAAGUAGGGGAGACAGAAGAGAAAAAGAUAGAAAGGAAGAAAGGAUUGAGAGUAAAGAAGAAACAAGGGGUGCCUUGGCAUUCCUAGCUAGUAUUCGGUAAUUUCAAGUUGAUCAUAAAAUUAAUUCACAGAUUGGUUGUUGAAGGAAAAGUAUAACAUUGGUUGGACCCGAAGUCGCACAAAUAAACUUUGUUAACAAUGCGAGACGCGGC